AUGGACCCAUCAUCGAUCCUACCCUAUGACACGUUCUCUGCUAUUUGCAUCGAGUUCGCUUUCGACAUCCUGCAGUCCGAAAGGCGUGCGUUCACCAUCUGGAAAUCUCUCACGGGCGUGAGUCGAGCGUGGCGAUCUAUCGCCCGACACACACCAGAGCUAUGGACUGUUCUAAGUCCUGUGCGCCACCGACGUCUAUCUCCCACCAUUCACUUUGCAGAACAGAGCGUCCUCGCCCGGAACCGGCCGCUCCACGUCAUAUGGCUCGAUGUUCCUCACGCCUUCGAAGACAGUGCGCCUGCCAUAGCAGCUCUCGCCGAGCGGCUGCAUCAUCUGCAGUACACGUCUACAAUGGGAGCGCUCUCGCGACAAUCGCUAGGGACACUCCCUCAUGUCACCACAGUUGACAUAUCAAUGUGGGAGCCAGCGAGUAUGGACGCGCUGCGGGCUCUGCGAGACACGCCUGCUCUGCAGUCUCUUACUUUGACGCUCGUAUCUGAACCGGAUAUGUGGGAUCGUACAGUGAACCCUGUCUCAUUCUUCGUCCCAAAAGUACCUCACCUCACAUGCCUGAUUCUACACGCCACCGCCCAGCUGGUCUUUCACGCACAAACAUGCAUCGACUUGUUGUCUGCGUGCAAAGAGACUCUCCUUUGCGUGGCCAUCACUGGAGACAUUUUCUGGCCGUUGGGAAUGUCGCCAAGUGCGCAAAUCACGUUGGAGUUGGGCGCUCUUCAAGUCCUUACCCUUUCGCAUACUGCAGCACGACUGAUGUAUGCGAUACGCACGCCCAACCUUCAGGACAUCGAAGUACGACAAGUCGACUGGCCGACGCUCGGAAGCGGAGCACUAGCGACGUGCUUGGGGUCCGACUCAAAUGCUCUAACGUACUUGCACUUCACGCACGUUGGCGCCGUAGCAUCCGCCACUGUCCACGACGCACUUGCAGUACUUGAACCUUGCACGUCCGUGGAAACCCUCGUGCUCGACUUCAGCGAAGCCUUGCCUUCAAAGGUCAGGUUCGGGCGGCUGAUCAUGCACGCCCUAAGAGACGUUAACGUGUUGCCGUCUUUAAAGGACCUGUACGUUUGGCUUGGGAGUAGAUGGAGGUACGAGGACAUUGAUCUUCUUCACGAGUUACAACGAAAGAUAGCGCCACCAAACACUCGCAACGUAGCUAUACACUCUGAUGAACACUGCGGAUAA
Molecule: messenger RNA, 1206 nt
Organism: Schizophyllum commune H4-8
Lineage: Eukaryota; Fungi; Basidiomycota; Agaricomycetes; Agaricales; Schizophyllaceae
Exons: 1
Coding region: 1-1206 (401 amino acids)
Source: RefSeq, a predicted model, not a curated record